AUGCCUGCUUUAAAUGAUGAUCACAAACAGGAUCAUGAUCAUGACCUUUCGAACACUGGAAGUGACCAGGCCUUUAACCAGCUUCUUCAGCCUAUGUAUAUGGGUAAGGAGCUUACUGAUAAAAUUGAUACAGCAAGAGAUAAAUGGAACCUCCUUCCUGCAUUUUUGAAAGUUAAGGGUCUUGUUAAACAACACUUAGAUUCAUUCAAUUACUUUGUUGAUGUCGACAUAAAAAAAAUUAUCAAGGCUAAUGAAAGGGUUGUUAGUGAUGUCGACCCUCAGUUUUACCUUGUUUAUAAAGAUAUACGCGUCGGCAGACCUCAGCGUCAAGAAGAAGCUGCCCGCGAUGACAUUUUUACACCCCAUGAAUGUCGAUUACGUGAUUUAACUUACGCUGCACCAAUCUUUGUUGAUGUUGAGUACACACGCGGCAACAAAAUUAUAAUUAACAGAGGUCUUGAGCUCGCCAGAAUGCCUAUCAUGCUUCGAAGUUCUAAAUGUGUUUUGUACGAAAAAGACGAAAUGCAAAUGGCAGACAUGAAGGAAUGCCCUUUGGAUCCGGGCGGAUACUUUAUUGUUAACGGUACUGAGAAAGUCAUUCUCAUUCAGGAGCAGCUUAGUAAAAAUCGUAUUAUUGUUGAAGCUGACGAAAAGAAGGGAAUUGUGCAAGCAUCUGUCACUUCUUCCACUCAUGAGCGAAAAUCUAAAACUUAUGUUCUUACAAAGAACGACAAAAUUUACUUGAAACAUAACUCUAUCAGUGAAGAUGUGCCAAUUGUCAUUAUGCUUAAGGCAGCUGGAAUUGUCAGUGACCAAGAAAUUUUGCAGCUUGUUUGUGGUUCUAACCCAAAAUACCAAGAUCUUUUUGCUAUUAAUUUUGAAGAGGCUACACGCUACGGCGUCUAUACUCAGCAUCAGGCAUUGGAAUACCUCGGAACUAAGAUUAGAACAGUUAGAAGACUCUCUGCCCAAAAGCUCACACCAAUUCAGGAGGGUAUUGAGGCUAUUGCAACUACAAUUAUUGCACACAUCAAUGUUGAUGGUCUUGAUUUCCGUGAAAAGGCCGUUUACAUGGCAAUCAUGACAAGACGUGUUGUUCAAACAAUGGACAACCCUAAGAUGGUUGAUGAUAGAGAUUAUGUUGGUAACAAGCGUCUUGAAUUGGCUGGACAGCUUAUGUCUUUGUUAUUUGAAGAUUUGUUCAAAACCCUUAACUCAUCUUUCAAGGAGCUUAUGGACAAGACAUUACGAAAACGUAACUUGGCUUCUGAAUUUGAUGCUGUACAGCACAUUGUUUCUCAUGGUCGUUUUAUUACCUCUGGGUUAAAUCGUGCUAUUUCUACGGGUAACUGGUCGCUAAAACGUUUUAAGAUGGAACGUGCUGGUGUUACCCAUGUUCUAAGUAGACUUUCUUACAUUUCUGCCCUUGGUAUGAUGACUCGUAUUUCGUCGCAAUUUGAGAAAUCACGCAAAGUCUCUGGUCCCAGAGCUCUACAACCAUCACAAUUUGGUAUGCUGUGUACUUCUGAUACACCAGAAGGUGAAGCCUGUGGUCUUGUCAAGAAUUUGGCAUUAAUGACGCAUAUCACAACGGAUGAUGACGAAGAACCUAUCAAGCAAUUGUCUUUUGUUCUCGGUGCCGAAGACAUUUCAGUUAUCGGUGGUUUGGAGUUACACUUGCCUGGUGUUUAUGGUAUCUACAUUAACGGUACCAUCAUUGGUGUGACUCGAUUCCCACUGAAGUUCAUUAGCAAUUUCCGAUACAUGCGCCGCCGAGGCAAGGUUUCGGAGUUCAUUAGCAUUUACUGUAACCAUCAUCACAACGCUGUGCACAUUGCCACUGAUGGUGGGCGCAUUUGCCGACCUUUGAUUAUUGUUGAAAACAAAAAGUCCAAAGUGACGGCAGAGCACUUAUACAAACUCAAGACUGGCCAGAUGGUUUUUGACGAUUUCCUUCGGCUGGGUAUUGUUGAGUACCUGGAUUGUAACGAAGAAAACGAUAGUUACAUUGCCAUUUACGAGAAGGAUAUCAUUUAUGAAACCACCCACCUUGAAAUUGAGCCAUUUACUGUUUUGGGUGCUGUUGCAGGUCUUAUUCCUUAUCCUCACCACAAUCAAUCUCCCAGAAACACAUAUCAAUGUGCCAUGGGUAAGCAGGCCAUUGGAUCUAUUGCAUAUAAUCAGCUCAACCGUAUUGAUACGCUGCUAUACUUUAUGGUAUACCCACAGCAACCAAUGGUCAAGUCUCGAACAAUCGAGCUUAUUAAUUACGACAGACUGCCUGCAGGCCAAAAUGCCGUUGUUGCUGUCAUGUCAUACUCUGGUUACGAUAUUGAAGAUGCUCUUGUCAUUAACAAGGGUUCUUUAGAUCGUGGAUUUGGCCGUUGUCAAGUGAUGAAGAAGAACACAACGGUACUGCGUCGUUAUGCCCGUGUUGCCGACCGAUUGAACGGUAUCAACUAUGAGCAGGUCCACAAAAACCAGACCCCUGUUCCUAUUCCACAGCAUAGUGAGCUCGAUGUGGAUGGCCUUGUUCAGGUUGGUGUCAAGGUUGAAAGCGGCAAGGUUUACAUUAACAAGGCUGUGCCUAUAGAUACUGGUGAUAACCCAACAGCUGUGAUUAAUGGCAGUACGACUACAGAGUACCGUGAAACUCCUGUUGUUUACAAGGGUCCUGAGGGCAGCUAUAUCGACAAGGUUAUGUUGUCAUCAUCAGAAAGUGAAGAACCCAUCAUUAAGGUGUUGUUGCGUCAAACGCGACGACCGGAACUUGGCGAUAAAUUUUCGUCGCGCCACGGACAGAAGGGUGUUUGUGGUAUUAUUGUACAACAGGAGGACAUGCCUUUCAAUGAUCAAGGUAUUAAUCCCGACAUUAUCAUGAACCCGCACGGUUUCCCGUCACGUAUGACUGUCGGUAAGAUGAUUGAACUUGUGUCGGGUAAGGCUGGUGUAUUAGAUGGUUCACUGCAGUAUGGUACAUGUUUUGGCGGUUCCAAGUUGGAAGACAUGUCACGAAUCCUUGUGGAUAAGGGAUUCAAUUAUUCCGGCAAGGAUAUGUUGUAUAGCGGUAUUACUGGUGAGUGCUUGCAGGCAUACAUUUUCUUUGGUCCCAUUUAUUACCAGAAGCUGAAGCACAUGGUUAUGGACAAGAUGCAUGCGCGUGCCCGUGGUCCUCGCACAACUUUGACACGACAACCCACAGAAGGUCGUUCACGCGAUGGUGGUUUGCGUUUAGGAGAAAUGGAGCGUGACUGUGUUAUUGCAUAUGGUGCUUCCCAACUGCUGCUUGAGCGUUUGAUGAUCUCAUCCGAUGCAUUUGAAGUGGACGUUUGUCAGAAGUGCGGUUUGAUGGGAUACCAAGGCUGGUGCCCGACAUGCCAGGUGACUGAAGGUGUUGUGAAGAUGACAAUUCCUUAUGCAGCAAAGUUGCUAUUCCAAGAGCUUAUUUCCAUGAACAUUGCUCCGCGAUUGAAGUUGGGUGAGGUCUUUUAA
Molecule: messenger RNA, 3492 nt
Organism: Magnusiomyces paraingens
Lineage: Eukaryota; Fungi; Ascomycota; Dipodascomycetes; Dipodascales; Dipodascaceae
Exons: 2
Coding region: 1-3492 (1163 amino acids)
Biological process (GO): DNA-templated transcription
Cellular component (GO): RNA polymerase III complex
Molecular function (GO): DNA-directed RNA polymerase activity; ribonucleoside binding; DNA binding
Source: RefSeq, a predicted model, not a curated record